Doryrhamphus excisus (bluestripe pipefish) is the source of this 2688-nucleotide messenger RNA. The record is from RefSeq and is a predicted model, not a curated record. NCBI's taxonomy places the organism in Eukaryota, Metazoa, Chordata, Actinopteri, Syngnathiformes, Syngnathidae.
CUCAGCUCCUUCACUCGACUCCGCUGCCUGGGUUGAGCUUUCCGGCUCCUCGCCUUCACCUCCAGGGCACACAGCUGACUUAGAACACCUACCGAAGUCAAGUUAUUCGCCAUAUUACGAACAAAGCGUCGGUGACGUGCGGACGAGCUAGUGUUAGCAGUUUGCAAAAGACAAGCUAACGGCUAAUUUGGCGCUACAAUGUUACCUCCCGGCGCUUCCAUCCUGUAACAAGUCGAUAUCUUGAUUUUGGAUGACAAACGUUCCCCGGAUGGUGAAUCUUUGUCGCCGCUCCGCUGACAAAUGUUUGAUUUUGGCGGCUGCUUGUCGUCAAACCAGGAAAAAUCCACCUCCCUCCCACCUCGACAAAAAACCCGGAAGUGGGCAAUACUGUCAAUUCCGGUGACAAUUCGAUACCAAGGCUCUUGAACGCCUCCCGGUGAUCAGCAUGGCGGCGGUGGCGGUCACCCGGACGACAACGAGUUGUACAGGUGGCUGCUGACGGAUGCUGGCAUCCAAGAAUCUUCCCUACCCGUCUGGUGCCUGGGAGGGGGCCAGAACCUUCUGACACCGCGCUCCAGAUGGACCCGUCCAAUCACUUUACAGUAGCGGACUACGUGAUAUUUGCCGUCCUCCUGGCCGCCUCCAUGGCCAUCGGGUUGUACUACGCGCUGUCUGGCGGGCGCCAGCGCACCACGCAGGAGUUCCUGAUGGCGGGCCGCAGCAUGCGCUGUCUUCCCGUUUCCCUGUCACUCAUCGCCUCCUUCCAGUCUGCCGUGGCCAUCAUCGGCGUACCGGCGGAGAUCUACGCGCACGGGACGCAGUACUGGUUCAUCGGCUGCGCUUACAUCCUCGGCCUCCUCAUCCCGGCUCGGGUUUUCAUACCGGUCUUGUACAGGCUCCGCAUCUCCAGCGCCUACCAGUACCUUGAACUGCGCUUCAAUAAAACCGUCCGCAUCUGUGGAACGCUGACCUUCAUCUUUCAGAUGGUAGGUGAGACACAAACAUUGGCUUCCACAUUGAGGACAUUUAGGACACCGUGUUCUCGCCCUGCUCAGGUUAUCUACAUGGGAGUUUGCAUGUAUACUCCUGCCUUCGCACUCAAUGCAGUGACUGGAUUUGACCUGUGGGUGGUAGUGGUGGUCACGGGGCUGGUGUGCACGUUGUACACGACCAUGGGUGGUUUGAAGGCCGUCAUUUGGACCGACGUCUUCCAGACCGCCGUGAUGUUCGCCGGGCAGCUGGCCGUCAUCGUCGUGGGGAUACAACAAACCGGAGGACUUUCUCAUGUGUGGAGGAAAGCCUGGGAGGGAAACCGCAUCUCGGGUCUGGACCUAAACCCGGACCCCACAGAGAGACACACCUUCUGGACUCUGGGCGUCGGCGGGGUCUUCCUGAUGCUGUCCCUGUACGGCGUGAACCAGGCCCAGGUCCAAAGAUACCUCAGCGCUCGCACAGAGGACGAGGCCGUCAGGUCUUGCUACAUGGCCUUUCCCUCCUUGCAGCUGGCUCUGGCUCUGAGCUGCGUGAUGGGCCUGGUCAUGUUUGCACGUUACAGUGGAGAGGAACACUUGGACGGGCCGGGCGCCUCUUCACGGGACGCGGUAGUGAUUCACUUUGUGAUGGACAUGCUGCGAGAUCUUCCAGGACUGCCUGGACUCUUUGUGGCUUGUUUAUUCAGUGCCGCUCUCAGCACCAUCUCGUCUGCCUUCAACUCCUUGGCCACGGUGACCAUGGAGGACCUGGUCAAGCCGCACUGCCCCGCCAUGUCGGACACCAGAGCCACGCUGCUGUCCAAGGCUUUAGCUAUGUUCUACGGGCUGCUGUGUUUGGCCAUGGCCUGUCUUACUCACCUGAUGGGCGACUCGGUUCUGCAGGUGGCGUUGAAGAUCUUUGGAAUGGUUGGUGGCCCAAAUCUGGGUCUCUUCUGUCUGGGGAUGUUCUUCCCUUGGGCCAACCCCACUGGUGCCAUCGCAGGGCUGGGGGCAGGUCUGACCGUGGCCUUCUGGAUCGGCAUCGGGAGCACGGUCACCCGGCCGCUUCCACCCGACUGCGGGGCCCCCAACGCCACCUCCUGCAUCGGGAACGUCACACUGAGUCGGGCGUGGUCUGGACUGGGGGGGUUUUAUUCGCUGUCCUACAUGUGGUACAGUGGCUUCAACUGCUGGGUGGUCAUCCUGACUGGUCUGGUCGUCAGCUACUUCACAGGUCACACCAGAGAGGAGGACGUGGCUCCGGGUACCGUCUACCCUUUGCUGGGGAAGCUGCAGAAAAAGAAGCUGUGCUGUGUGACCGCUACGCCGCAGCCUGUGUGCAGCGUGCAGCCAGCAGAGCAUAAAGACCUCAGCGGCACGGACGACAAAGCAACACAUGAGCGUUUAGUUCCUGCCACGACUUACGUGGAGCAUGAAUCAUCUGUUUAAGAACAUCUCUGGUUUUGCACUGGAAAAAUAAAAAAUAUGCCAAUGUAAUAUUUGCUUCAAGCCAAAGAUUGUGAUGACGCGUCACGUUUGUCUGCCUAUUUACGCAGCUAGGAUGUCAUCAGAGCAAUGGGAAUGACUUGAAUAUGUAUGCAGAUGAAAAUAUGAUUGUAUGUUACAACUGUUACAUGUGCCUGUAUCUGCUGCCUUACUUAUUUUAUUGUCCAAUCAAUGCGCGAUAUGGAAAAAUUAAAAUGACUUAUUUUUUUCA